AAUGUUAAUUACGUUAGGACUGAACUUCCCGUUCGUAAAACACUUGCAGCGCUUUCAGUGAGGUGAGUUCAGAAAACUUGUUGCGGUCAGCAUCAAACGUCGAAGACUUACAUAGCUAAUGAUUUUUGGGAUUUAUUUACUGCUAUAACAGCAUUUCACUAUGAUUUAAUAAUAUUUCUGCGUCAAUCAUCAAAUAUACCAAGAUUCCUACAUGAAGGGGUCGGUGUUUCGCUGCUACUAGAUACAGAAGCUUGCUAAGGGAAAGCUUCUAUUCUAUCCACAAACAUUUGAAACAUCUGAAAAAUGAACCAAUCGCAAUCUAGACAUAGAUCUGGCGCAAUUUUCAACUAAGCAUGAUGUAACAGUAUCGAAAAUCAUUACGUGUAACUUUACUAAUGCAGGUUUGUUUUCCUUAUUGCAGGACAACAGAAAGUGAACGUAUUAGAAGAAGAAGAACAAAGCUUGCGCAAACUAACCCUGCUGGAUGAUGAGUAAAACUAUUUUGUAAUAGACUUCUCUUUUUGUACAAAAACCUCGAAUUUCAAUUUCUAAUAUAUCUCUGUUGUGCUCGCACGCCGUGUUCUCACUUGAGUGGCAUCUGCCAGUCCUGACUGUUGUGUUGUGUUUCAGAUUGCUCCUGCCUGCAAGUAAACGCUAAGAAUACGUGCUACAAGUGGUGAUGGAGGUGUUUAUGUCAAAACAUGAUGAACCCCCAGCCAUCCCCGGCAAGUUAACAGUCAACACAACCUCUCGCCAACCGCCACUGUUAGGCGUCUCAUCAGACUAUGACAUCUGGAAAAUUAGAGUAAUGACGUGCCUACGUCGAGUUCCAACUUCGGAACACUUCGACUACCUUCUGUCCUACUUAGAUGACGAAGCAGCGAAACGAGCGACAGCUAACGGCUUUACUGCGUGCAAUUCACCAUCUCAAAAUUGGAAGAUUUUAGAUGAAUGUUUUUCGUUGAAGGUGGAUACCCAGCAGUCAGCCAUCCAAUUUUUGUCUCGCCACCAGAAACCUCAUGAAAGCCCCAUCGACUAUCUUCACUCAUUACAGCAGAUAGCAACUCAGGCAUUCCCUAGCCUGGACAUCUUGGGGCGAGAAGAAAUUACACGCUCCCGUUUUAUUGAAGGACUGCUGCCAGGUGCACUGCGAGAACAUCUACUUCGAGUGCCACCGGCUGACACAGCCGACUUGAAACGAACGGCACUUCGAUUUUUGACUGCUGAAAGACUGUCAGUUCCAUUGGAGACCUAUCGACCAACCGUGAUGACUAUCGAUGAAGCCACCGAACCCAAUCGACAAGAUAGCUUUCAAAGUGCCGCGGCUAUUAGAGAGUUCCCUGACCGGAAUAGUAGACGAGGGCAGCCGACUUCCACAUGGAACGGACGGUCGUCAAGGGACAACUAUCGAGACCAGCAAACAGAAUGCUUCUACUGCAGACGUUUCGGCAAAAAUGCCAAGAAAUGUGGGCAUAACCGCGUGAAAAACAGAGGUAAGCAGUGUCGUUUGCAUAUAUCGUCUUGCUAUGUUAAACAUUUGUGCCCUGUUACUAUUAGGGGUAGAGUGCAAAGUACUGAGAUUAAUAUACUAUUAGAUACAGGAGCUUCAGUAUCCUUGAUCAAGGAAAACCUCUUGCAGAAACUUAACCACAGCACUCAGCGUAAACAAUGCUCUUCUACCUUAAUUACCGCGAGCGGAGAACCCUUGAAAGCGUGUUCUAAGAUAGGGUUAGAGCUAACGAUUGACAAGAAGCCUUUUCAACAUGAAUUCUGGGUUUGCCCCACACUGACUUGGGACAUGAUUCUCGGGGUCGACUUCAUGUUAAAAUACCAGGUCUCUAUACACAUGAAUAAGUCAGAAGCGAGUAUUGGUGUUGUCGUGCAAAUACAACACCAUGAAAUACCAACUAAGUCCGUAGCCCAGGUGGGAAUUUCAGAAAUUGUACGUCAGGUACAGGAUAACAAAAUAAUAAGUGAAAAAGACCGUCGAGCAACCACUGAUGUACUCCAACAAUUUAGUUCCGUUUUCUCUGAGAAUAUCUCUGGAAAUCGGACGACCACUGUACAGCACUCCAUCCUCACAGGUGAUCACAUGCCACUACGUCAACCACCUCGCCGAGUACCAGUACAUUACCAGCCUCAACUAGAAUCAAUGAUAAAAGAUAUGCUAGAGAAAAAGAUCAUUGUACCAUCUUCAUCACCAUGGGCAUCGCCUAUCGUUUUAGUGAAAAAGAAGGACUCUUCCCUACGACUAUGCGUAGACUACCGCCGCCUUAACGCUAUAACUAAACGUGAUUCUUUCCCACUUCCACGUAUAGACGCUACAUUAGAUGCCAUGAAAGGCGCUCGUUGGUUCUCGACUUUAGACUUAGCAUCAGGGUAUUGGCAAGUGGAAGUUCGACCUCAAGAUAGAAAAAAGACUGCAUUCACAGUACCCAAUGGUCUAUAUGAAUUCCAAGUGAUGCCGUUUGGGCUAACUAAUGCCCCAGCCACUUUCCAACGAUUAAUGCAGACAGUUCUACACGGUCUCGUACCACACCAGUGUUUAAUUUACCUUGACGAUAUUAUUGUGUAUGGCAGAACGCCGGAACAGCAUAAUGCCAAUUUGAAGGCAGUCCUACAACGAAUUAAGCAGCAUAACCUAAAAGUUAAACCAUCUAAAUGUCGACUAUUGCAAAAAGAAGUGCUCUUUUUAGGGCAUCGCAUUACAGAAGAUGGAGUAGCAACAGAUCAGGGAAAAACGAGCGCCAUUACUAACUGGCCACAACCGAAAUCUGCCGAGGAUGUUCGCAGCUUCCUGGGACUCGCUUCAUAUUAUAGACGUUUCGUACGCGAUUUCGCAUCCCUAGCAGCACCUCUACAUCGCCUGACGCACAAAGGACGAACAUUUUUGUGGACCACAGAAUGUCAACAAGCAUUUAGCACUUUGAAGUCGUGUCUUGCUGCUCCACCCAUACUAGCUUUUCCGGACACUUCUGCUAAAGCGGGUGAGUUUAUACUCGAUACAGAUGCUAGUUCAUCAGCUAUUGGAGCAGUCCUGUCUCAAAUAGCACUAGAUGGACAGGAGCGGGUCAUUGCGUACGCUAGUCGGCGGUUAGAUAAGAGGGAGACAAGGUAUUCUACGACGCGCCGAGAGAUGCUGGCUUUGGUAAAAUUUUCGCAACAUUUUCGUCACUAUCUCUUAGGACGACCCUUUCGUGUACGCACAGACCACCGUGCACUACAGUGGCUUCGUUCGUUCCGUGAACCAGAAGGUCAGGUAGCGCGCUGGCAGGAGAGGUUGCAGGAGUUUGAUUUUACUUGUGAAUACCGCCCCGGAAGCCGACACACAAACGCUGAUUCUCUAUCUCGUAUACCUUAUUCUCCUGAUACCAUUAGUGCCGUCCUUAGCACAGCCUCCGAGAUCGACUGGCCGUCUCUUCAAGCAGCAGACCCAGAUCUGCGAUUUAUUUAUCAGAGGCAACUACGUGGCAAUAAUAAACCAUCUAUGACAGAGUUAAAGGAUCAUUCCUUGGCGACGCGCCGUCUUUGUGUCAAGUGGGGCAGUCUAAGAUUGUAUGAAGACACGCUGUUUAUAGUCAGUGAAUCAAAACAACCACUGUUGAUAGUACCACGUAUACAAGUUCAGAAUAUUAUGGAGCAGGUACAUCGAGAACUGGGGCACUCAGGAAGACGGAAGACUGAACAUGCUAUCUGCCGAAGGUUUUGGUGGCCAUCCAUCCACGAAGACGUUGCGGAAUUCUGCAAAAAUUGUAGCACGUGCUAUGCUAUCAAGUCACCCCGACAAAUACCCCGCGCACCCUUAGUUCCAAUGACGACAGAAGGUCUGCAUCAGCGAGUUGGCAUCGAUAUUAUGGGGCCAUUCACAACGUCAAAGAACGGAAACCGUUAUUUACUGGUUAUGGUAGACUAUUUCAGCAAAUGGUGUGAAGCUGUGCCUAUACCACAACAAGAUGCCCUCACAGUCACUCGGGCUUUCAUUGAUCAUUGGGUAUCCCGGUACGGCGCUCCCCUCUCACUCCAUUCUGACCAAGGUUCAGCUUUUGAAAGUCAUCUCGUCGCCCAGGUAUGUCGAUUAUUGGGAAUCCGGAAAACACACUACCGCAUAUCAUCCAGAAGGUAACGGCUUAGUGGAAAGAACCAACAGGACUAUCAAAGCUCUCCUUCAAUCGUUUAUCAAUAAGUCGUCGACGGAAUGUUGGGAUGAUGUGAUACCACAAUGUCUGUUAGCUUACCGCUCAUCAAUGCACGGAUCUACAGGAUUUUCACCGGCGACCCUACUUUUUGGGCAUGAAUUGCGCCUACCCGUUGAGCUGCAAAUACCGCUGUUACCAUGCGAGGUCCAAGAUCAUGUAGUAUACAUCCGUAAUCUUCGCAGCCGCCUAGCCGACGCCUAUCGCUUAGUGAAGAUCAACCUACAAAAUGCCAGCAAGCACCAAAAGGACGUGUACGAUCGCAAGACGAACGGACCUGUGUAUAAACCCGGAGAUCGUUUGUGGCUGCACCGCCCUUUGGCCCCACCGGGGACAUGCAGCAAGUUCCAUCACCCCUGGCAAGGACCUUACGAAGUUGUGUUUAUGCGGUCUCCCACUACAUUUGUCUUACGUAACCUCCAACGACCCCAAGACGAUGUUAUAACAGUACACUACAAUCAAUUAAAGCCAGACAAGACAACUGUGCACUUAGGUACCCCGUUUGUCAACCCCCCGACUGCCGUCAGCCAUUAUGAAGUGCCACCAGAAGGAGGGGUAGCAUACCCAUGUCCAGCACCAGGCACUGAGGACAGUGCCUCAUGAAGAGAGGGGAUAGUGUAACAGUAUCGAAAAUCAUUACGUGUAACUUUACUAAUGCAGGUUUGUUUUCCUUAUUGCAGGACAACAGAAAGUGAACGUAUUAGAAGAAGAAGAACAAAGCUUGCGCAAACUAACCCUGCUGGAUGAUGAGUAAAACUAUUUUGUAAUAGACUUCUCUUUUUGUACAAAAACCUCGAAUUUCAAUUUCUAAUAUAUCUCUGUUGUGCUCGCACGCCGUGUUCUCACUUGAGUGGCAUCUGCCAGUCCUGACUGUUGUGUUGUGUUUCAGAUUGCUCCUGCCUGCAAGUAAACGCUAAGAAUACGUGCUACAAUGAUGAAUGAGUCGGUCUGUUCUGUCUUUCGUGACAAACUGAAGCGUUUAUUUCACUGGGGUCCAAUCUCUACAAUCUGGAUCAUAUUUUUUAUUACGCUCACGAGUUUAUACAGUACCUUACAUGUCGCCCCUCCCUGUUCAUCACUUCUUGGUCUGUUUCUUUCUACGUGCAUAUUUAGUUUCUUUUAUAUGACUCUGAAGUCUUACCUUUGUACUGUAUUUGUUGGUCCAGGAUUUGUUCCUCUUGGUUGGAGGCCGUGUGACCCUUCAGCUGAACAGAAGCUUCAGUUCUGUAAUGUUUGUAGAGGUUUUAAGCCUCCACGAGCCCAUCAUUGUCGAGCUUGCAACCGGUGCAUAAUGAAAAUGGACCAUCAUUGUCCCUGGAUAAAUACAUGUUGCGGUCAUCUUAACCAUAAAUACUUUUUGAUCUUUUUGUUGUUUGCUCCAUUCGGAUGCAUCACCUCUUGUAUAUCACUAUCGCUUUCUAUAUAUCAAAGUCCAGCAAUCGUAAGUUUUGGUUUAUUUCAUUAUUUCUCUGGUCACAGAUCGAUACACCCUGUAAACGACAUUAAUUUCGUUUUAAUUGGUGCCAUUUACCCGUCGGAUUAGAGAAAUUAACCUAUGACUCCAUCUCUUUUAAGGUUUUUCCCUGCUUGUAAACUCAUUACCGUAAGAGACCGACAACAGUCCCAAGUGUUUAUGGCAGUUUGAAUAAUUUCUCUGUGGUUUAAUGAGUGUUUCUAUCUUUCGUUAACUGAAUCAAUUGAUGAGUAAUAUCACUCUAAAAGGGUUACAUAUAAUUCGUGACGAUCGCUCGUCAAAACAGUCUUUAUUGACCUAUUCCCUAUUCCUUUUCCAGAUUUUUCAUGGCCUUGAUAACAUUCAUCACAUUUAGAUGAUCGGUGUAGAUUUUACAUGCAUGACUCGGUUGAAUACUAAACAAAGUUUAACCAAAAUAUGAAUGGAAUUCCCACAAGGUAUUUUCAUCGAUCCAGUUUCGUUAUCUGUGAUACUACAACUUUUAUUUUUGUUGGCAAAAAAUUGUUCAACGACUAAGAUUUUCUAAAUAAGUAGCUCUCGAGUAAUAAUGCUUAUUGAUGUUUUUAGCACUCACGGUCUUUAUGGAUUAUAAAAGAAACCUUAAUUAGAUCUCCAGUUUUCAUAGGUAUUUGUGCUUCCAGAAUCUGACUGAAACAGGUGCUCAGAUCUAACUGUAUAGAUUCGUCAACAUUUGUAAAAUUUUGUUAACAGGUCUCUGUGUCCACGUGUUCUUAAAGCUUAUCAGCAUAUACAACUUUAGAAAGUGAGUUUUAGUUUCAUGAUUCAAGAAAUCUUAAUAUUGCCGCAUUCCCUGGGAUCCGUGAUUUAUUCACAAAGCUUUCACUAUCUUGGUGGACAGUAACACGCUACCAGGUGGAAUGUUCUACCAGAACUUGACCUUUGAAAGGUGCACUGAUGACAUUGCCCGUAAUAUCAUGAUAAAACUGUCUAUCUAGGCAAACUACAGUUACCGAAAUUAUGUACUGCGAAUUUCCGAUGUUUGGGUUACAUAAAUGUUCAACUAGUUUCUUAAAUUACAAGUUAAAACAGUUACUGUCAAGCCAACCGAUAUCGGAUGAAUUUUUGACCAUAAUUUAAUCAAAUAUACCAAGUGAAGCAUCCGUCUUUCAUAUUGUGAUACCAGUGGUGGCUAUUGGGAGUAUUAUGUGUCCCAACUCACGUUUGAAAUGACGGUGUUGGUUGAUAACUUCUACAAUAAUUUUCCUUAUUUUUAAAAGGGGUUUAGAUUAGAUAAAGAUGGUUCUUGAAGAGAUAUUGUUUCAAGCAAUCAUUGUUUCCAUCAGACUAGGAUUCCAGAUAUAUCAUCAAAGCGGGUUUCUACAGUUAGUGUUGCAUCUACAGUCUAAGGCUGAACACCUAUAUGGCAAUUGUUUUAUGUUUCUGUAUAUAAAUCACUCGCUAAGUUAUGUAUUAGUCUCUUGUGGGGAUAUAGAUAUGAUGUGGAACUUUUCGUAGUAGCAGUAUUUCUAACUUAAUUGGUAGAAUGAUCUAUCGUGUUACGAGAUUUCGUGACUUUUGUGAAAUUUUGUGGUGACAUUAUUUUUUUCUAAUCACGAAGUUGUGUUCAUGAUUUUUCAAGAUCUGUGAGCAAUUUUGGUGGAAAAAGGCCCAUGCCCACGGGUGAUUACAGUUCUUUUUUACGUAUGAUUUGAUUUGCACGAAAAUCCAUGAGUACUAAAUUUAUGUUAAUAAUGCUGGUCUUCAUAAAAUGUAAGCAUUUUCGUUUGAUUUCAGUUUCCUAGUUUACUUUUGCGAAGAUUUCAAUCAAGCGUUUUGUUCGUCAUAGCUGAUCUAAUGAUAACAUUAUUUGCUUUGGGUUUAGCUGUGGGUGUUGCACUGUCUGUUGGGAUUUUAGCAAUUUUCCAGUUGAAAGCUGUUUCGAGGAAUCAAACGGGAAUAGAAUCAUGGAUCGUAGCGAAAGCAAACGUUUGGCGAAAGGAUAUAGGGGAAAAAAAACCAUUUCGCUAUCCAUAUGACCUUGGAAAGCUCGUAAAUUUUCAGCAGAUUUUUUUGUGGUCUGGUAAAGUCUUAGGAGAUGGAUACUACUGGCCUGUUGUGAAAGGCUGCACUCAGUAUGAUUUGACAUUGGAACAGAUCUAUCAGAAAAGGUUGAAGCAAAAAAUUCAGCGCACAUUCAAAAUUACCCAAAAUUAUGAUGGGAGUCGGUGUAUGUGUUUUCGUUAUGGAUGUCUAACUGCGAUACGUUCCCCAUGUUUUGAAGAACCCAGAAUAUCUGUACGUGUCGGUGAUGUUCUUAUGGUGACAAGGGGAACAAAGUACUGGAUUUAUGGGCAUUUGGUCCCUUCUGAAAGUUGUUCUGCUGAUUUUUCAGAUUCUGUCAGAAUUCGUGGGUGGGUUCCUCGCGUUUGCGCUUUUGAGGUCGAUUUCAAACACAAAAACGAUAAGUUCUCGCUUAAGAAUGACUAGGCAGUCACAUUCCAUAGUUCAGAGGUCGAUCAUUGUUCUAUUUUGUAGAUUACUACAGUGUUCGUACUAAUUGUCGUUACUUUACUCACUUUUGUAAUUUCUUUUCUUGUUCUAUUUUCCUAUUUACUUUCUCUUAUUUAAAAGAUUGAAUGGGAUGAAAUUAUCCGACUAACACGAACUGAACAUCUCAGUCUAAGAUUUGUUUAGAUUUACUGUUUAUUAUCAUUCUCACCACCAAUCUUAUAAAGUGACCCAGAUGUUAGAGGACAUGCAACAAACGUUACUAGAAGGAGAAUGUUGUGGUUAACUCACUCGCUGUCCUAAUGUAACUUGAAUUAGUUUCUGCUAGUCAUUUUUUGAAAAAUUAUGCCCAAUUUUCGUGGUAUGUAAAUAACCAAAACUAAAGAUUCAUAUGUUUAGAGAUGUACUUGUAUUUUAGUAGUUGGUGUUUGUUGAACACAAUCUUUUCAUAUAGAUUGAUAAUACAGUUACUUCAUUUUAGAUUGAUCAUAGUCUUCCUCUCUGAAAAUAACUGUUAUUGGGUCCCCUGGACUUCGUUCUUCCGACACUCGAGUCUGCAUAUCUAUUGGUCGAUCUGGUUUCUACAUGCUAUGCAGUAGUUUAGCUAAGGCAAUAGUGCAGUUAAAUUACAUUCCAAAUAGUGUUAUUUAGGAGGGGAGGAAUCUUCAUAAAUUGUCUUUUGCUAUGUCAUCAAUCUCAUAUUGUAUCACUAAGGCUAUCUACCAGUGAUUAACAGUCUACUAGCUUCCAGCUCCCAGAUUUUAUUUGUGACUAUCUUGUAUAGAAUUAGCGUCGUUCCAAAGCAUAUGAAUAAUAGCUCUGGAGAGUAUAAUCAUCUAAGGAGUAGGAUAUUUUACCUUAGUAAAGAUACACUUGCUGGAUUUAGUCUUCCUUAUCUAUGAUUCUAAAUAUGUGACUUUCAGUAGGUUAAGCCAACCAAAGUUUGUGCAUCUAACCUCUCGUUUCAGGAAAGUGCAGAUUCUUUCCUUAAAAAUAAAAUUAACUUUUCCCAAAACGUCACUAACAGUGACUUUGUCGUAAGUGAAUACGACUUCCUAUACCGAGAGACAAUCAGUCCACGGAGGCUUAUAAUAAUUAGGAUGUAUCAAUUUUCUGAGGUCCUCUCUUAAACACAUAGUUCAUCCAUGAAUAAUGAUACUACGGUCUCAUGGCUUAGUUAAUUGAUUAAUCGCACCAAAUCGACACAACGUUAAGACAUCACCAAGACCCACUUCACUAAGUCUUGAUUCCUGAGUAGAAUUAUUAGAUGUGAGGCAGUCAGUCACACACUGGGAUGAGAAUACGGUUAGGCAUCUUUCCUUCAAAGGUCGAUAAGUUCUGCAGAUGUGAUUAAUGUCUCCAUUCGGGAUUUCAUAUUAAGCUUCAACGUCAUCUGGCAUGUCGGGGCGCGGCACACUAAUGGUUUCAUGAGAGAUAUAAACCUCUUGACUUGAAAUUAGGACUGGUGGAUAUUGAAUUAAAUGAGCGGUUUGUGUGAAGAUUAUAAUGUUUGAGCCAUUAGACUAGUUGGUAGUCUCCAUUGAUGAACGAUGACAUCUUAUCUUUGGGCUACUCCUGUUCUUAUGUUUAUUGGCGAUAAUCUUUAAAAUGAGACGUAGCACCCCUUCAAGUAUUAAGACUUCUCAAGUUGAUUUAAACAAGUAAAACAGUUGGAUUCGGAUAUUAUUAUAGUUGUAAGUAUUCAAAUUUAUGCGCUAGCUAAGAAUUUCCGAAGCGAUGCUAUUCAAGGCAGGUAGAACUAGGUGGAUACAGCUUGACGUAAUACGGUUGUGGUUAGUAAUAGGCGGGCAUAUAAAGGGGCCGCAGUUUUACACAUACCAUAGCCUAAGUGGGGACCUGGAUUUCUGUUUUCUUACAAAGUACUUUACAUCGUGGGAGGAAGAAAACAGUUUUUUUUCUCUGUUAUGUGGCUCUGCAAUAUUGAGAUCUAUUCGUUUUUAGACAUACGCUGGCAACAAAUUCAAUUCUCAAAUCCGAAUAAGAUCUCCAGAAUUCGAGGACCACAACUGUGGUUUUCUGUUAGGCGGGCAUAGCAGAGAAAAGGCAUAAAAAUUAUCUUGAUUAUCCAGAUAGGCGAUU
Molecule: messenger RNA, 10236 nt
Organism: Schistosoma haematobium
Lineage: Eukaryota; Metazoa; Platyhelminthes; Trematoda; Strigeidida; Schistosomatidae
Product: Subunit of heteropentameric Replication factor C (RF-C)
Exons: 7
Coding region: 680-4123 (1147 amino acids)
Biological process (GO): protein palmitoylation; DNA integration; proteolysis
Cellular component (GO): Golgi apparatus
Molecular function (GO): nucleic acid binding; palmitoyltransferase activity; aspartic-type endopeptidase activity
Source: RefSeq, a predicted model, not a curated record